Molecule: messenger RNA, 2559 nt
Organism: Vicia villosa (hairy vetch)
Lineage: Eukaryota; Viridiplantae; Streptophyta; Magnoliopsida; Fabales; Fabaceae
Exons: 3
Coding region: 719-2242 (507 amino acids)
Source: RefSeq, a predicted model, not a curated record
CCAUCAAAUAUCUCUUUUAUUUCUCUCUCUAUCACCGCACAAACAAACGCAAAACAACACGAGUUUAUUUUCCCUCAAUACGGUGUCGUUUCCUUUUUUUCUUUCUCUCACCAACCCUAAAAAAAAUUAAAAAUACAUCAAACCCUAGUUUUCCCUUUCUUCUUGCGCCGCGUUUUCAGAUCUCGAUCCCCUUUCUUUCCCCCUCGAUUUCACCCUCAAUUUCUUCUCCUUCUCUCCGAUCGAUUCGAUCCUCUCUUAGAUCGUGAAAUUCUCUUUCGAUCGAUCGUAAUUUUGUCGUCGUCGGUUUACCGUGUCGGUUUUUAGGGUUUCCGUCGCGAAUCUUCUCGAUCUGUGUUUUCGAUAAAUCGAUUGAGUUUUUCUUUGUUCGAUUUGGGUUAUUCGUUUUUGUUUGAAUCGUUUUGUUGUUUCCGAUUUAGGGUUAAUUCAACGGGUUCGAUUUUGGUUUUGUUGUCUGGAAAUUUCUUUGGGGGUUGUUAGAUCUUGGUGUUGAUCGUUGUAAUUCUUCGUCAAUUGUUUGAUAUCGUUCGAUUUUAAAAAAAAUUAGGGUUAGGGUUUUCUCAGUUUGGGGCUUUUCUUGUUUUAUUGAAUUUAUUUGGGGAAAGUUCAAUUUCUUUGAGUAAUUACGAUUCUCCGGGUUUAUUACUUCCUAAUUCAGCGAUUUGCCAUUAAUUUGACAGAGACUGAUUUUAAGGUAAUCAUGGUGCAGAAACGUCCUUUUGAUGCUGAGGAGAUGCUUGAGGUGUCCUUCAAGCACCCUAAACAUGCAAGUCCCAGUGAUCUUGUACCAUUAUCAGAAUCUGUUUUUCCUGAAGAUGAUUGCUACACCCAUUUACCAAAAACUUCAGAGGAAGGAUAUGCAAAAGGUAGUAGCGAUUGUAAUGACAAGCUUGCUGAUGAAACUUGUGAUGUACUGCCUAGUGGGACUGAGGAAUCUGAAACAAGCUUUCCUGUGAUAGGUGUUCCUGCUUCUUCUUGGGCCACCAAUGGCAUUUCUGAAGAGUAUCACCGAUCAGAACAGCCUAUACAUCUUCCUCUUUUUCCUGAGUACUUCAGUCCGGAACGGCCACUAUAUUUCAGUCCAGAACGACCCAUAAGGACAUUAACUCGCUACGAGGACAUUUACUCCAUACUCCUUGACCAAUCUCCUCGCAAGCCUGUUUCAAUUGGAGCUAAUCAUCAAGCUGAUGUUCCCCCAUGGAUGCCAAAAGCUGCUAAUGCUGUCUCAGAUUCGAACCUCACUGUUUGUGACAGGGAUGAAGCUGAAAAAAGAAUGAUGGGGACCUGUAUAAUCCCUAUGCCUCAGAUGGAGUUAUUUACCAUUGAUGAUGAAGCUGGAAAGGGAAGAAAAGAUUGCAACUGCGAAUAUAGGGGAUCUAUAAGAUGUGCAAGACAACAUAUAAUGGAAGAAAGAGAAAAACUAUUUAAAACCUUUGGGAUUGAGAAAUUCAAUGAAUUGGGGUUUGCUGACAUGGGAGAACAAGUUGCUGAUAGGUGGACAAUAGAGGAUGAACAUCUAUUUCACAAGGUUGUCUAUAAUAAUCCAGCAUCAUCCAACAAGAAUUUCUGGAAUUAUCUUUCCAUUGUAUUUCCCUCACGAAACAAAAAGGAGAUAGUGAGUUACUACUUUAAUGUCUUCAUGCUUCGGAAGCGUGCAGAGCAGAACAGUAACCCCCUAUUAAGUGCUGAUAGCGAUAAUGAUGAAUAUCAAGGUAAUGAUGAUCAUGAGGAUGAUGAUUCUGUUGCGGAGUACCCUGUUUGUCAAGAUGAUACUUUUGUCAAUAACUGCAAUGAUAAUCAUUUGGAAGAUUAUGAGGUUGAUUUUGUUGAAGAUGAAACUUGUGCUGUUAACGGAUUCGGAGAUCAGACAAGGAGGAACAAUGAUGCUGUUGAGAUGCAUCACCCCAAUGGUUCCCCUCAUCUGAAUCAACACCAGGAUCAAUCUGUUUGUCAUGAUCAGUACACAUCACAUAACAUGGGAGUUGCUUCACGGGAGACCAGAGUGAAGAGUGGAAAUGGUGAUCAUUGGACCAGUAACUACAAUGGAAUAAGCAAUGGUUAUAGCCAAGGGUAUGUGUUGGAGCCCUGUGAUGCACCCGGAUGGGAUUCUGGCUUUGUAUCUUGCUCUAAAAAUAAGAUGGACUUUUUACCAACAUGUAGCAUGAUAGAAGAAGUUUUUGGAGAUGGUCGAAGGCAAGACAUGAGAAGAGGUUUCAUGGAUUGAAUCUCAGUUAGCAUAAGGCCUCAAGGUUGAUGAGAUUUCGUAUUUUCUUUUGUACAUUUGACAUAAGGUUGGAAAAGUAGCCUUCAUUGUAAAAUAUUGUUUUGGAAGGUGAUUUCGUUUGAGUUAAUGUCCCAUUUAUUCUUCUCAAGUCCUUUUUUUGGAAGUGUAAAAUUUCUUAUUCCUUAAUUUAUGUUUAGUUUCCACACUGGUGUGGAUUUAAGUUUAGAGGGAGGGAGAUAAUGGUUUAUGGAACAGAAACCAUUUUAUGAUGUAAUUUGUCAAUAUUUGAUCCCUAAUGAAAAUUAAAAAUUCUUACA